AUGAGACUACGGAGUAAUCGAGAUACAGAAGAGCCGAAGCCAAGAGUAGCGUCGUCGUCAUCAGGCACGUCGUCAUCUUCAAGGAGAGCCAAUCGAACGACACGUCGAGCUGGGGUUGGAGCUGGCACGUCAACACAUCAGCAUCCGGCGAGUUCCCGAACCUCGGGAAGUUCUGAGGGUGGUUCGGUGGGAAUACCAACUGCAGCCAGAACGAAAAGGACCGCCGGGGCGAGUGGUGCUGUGGGUGAGCCGGAAACGAAGAGGAAAAAAGUCAAGCCGCAUGCCAGCGAAGAAGUGCCAUCAACAUCGAAGACGCAUGCGACGAGACUCUCUCCAGAGACAAUGUCUGUGAAAGAGGGGGUGGGUCUGGGGGACCCUCCAGUGGUAAAAGGGGGGCGGGGUCAUAGCCAAACCCCGCCUCAACAUUUGGACGGGCUCGGCGAGGGUCCUGAAGCGAAAAGGGCGAAGAGAAGGAAUCGAUACGAUUAUUUGGUGACGAAUAAUGGUGCGAAGAAUAUCGGGGACAUUCCGCAGCAUAUUUUGGUCUCUGUGUUUGCAAUGUUACCGAUAGUGGAACGUAUAAAGGCAGAGCGUGUUUGCCGCAGAUGGCGUUAUUUAUCAAGGGAAUUUGCAUGGCGGAAUACACGAACAUUCUCAUUUUCG
Anisakis simplex (herring worm) is the source of this 663-nucleotide messenger RNA. NCBI's taxonomy places the organism in Eukaryota, Metazoa, Nematoda, Chromadorea, Rhabditida, Anisakidae. The record is from the annotation of a GenBank genome assembly.